Molecule: messenger RNA, 678 nt
Organism: Pocillopora verrucosa
Lineage: Eukaryota; Metazoa; Cnidaria; Anthozoa; Scleractinia; Pocilloporidae
Source: RefSeq, a predicted model, not a curated record
AUGCUACCAAAGCAUCAGUUGAUUAUUUUGCUGUCCAUUGUCAACCUAUUUCUCCUUCAAAAAGCUAACAGCGCAAGUUUUGUUUACAGAGACGUGGGUCGGAACAAUGCAACUUCGGUUACUACUUCAAGCUCUCCUGUUAUAAAAGUUAAUCAUGGAAGUCUCGUCGGUCAUCCUGCAUCUCCAACACCAAUGAAGAUCUCUACCUUGGCACUAAUGGUGUCGCUACUCGCAAUUAUUUCAGGAGCCAUCAUGUUGUGGCUUAUACAUCUUGUCCAAAAAAGACAACGCACGCUGAUUCGAAAGGAGUUUGGCAUGACAGCUGAAGAUGCUCAUCUUUCAAGUACAGCGUUGGCAAGUAAUCCCUACCAAAGUGUGUCCAAAGAAAACUCUAAGGAUAUAUUGACGAUUCCGAUGCCAGAUGCUCCAAACCAAAAGACUUACGUCCUUACGCCGAAAAUAUCUCUAACAUGUCCUGAGGGAAACACUUCCCUGCUAAUGCAUCAGACGUCAAGGCUCAUCCUGGCUCUCAGAGUUAUCGCUUCCUUCGGUCACGUGUGCGCCCGUGACAGCGUAAGAAAACCUGGGGACGAGAACAAAGCGGUCCAUGUCUCGUGUUAUACAUGGAAUAGUUUCGUGCGACUCAUUCUCGGUCACUCAGUUAUUUUGUGUCAAUGA